Molecule: messenger RNA, 1660 nt
Organism: Juglans microcarpa x Juglans regia
Lineage: Eukaryota; Viridiplantae; Streptophyta; Magnoliopsida; Fagales; Juglandaceae
Product: anthocyanidin 3-O-glucosyltransferase 5-like
Exons: 2
Coding region: 47-1525 (492 amino acids)
Molecular function (GO): UDP-glycosyltransferase activity
Source: RefSeq, a predicted model, not a curated record
GAUCUCUCUCUGUCUCUCUUCCCUUGGAUCCGCUGCUACACCAUCCAUGGAGAUCUCAAAGCCCCAUGCAGCACUGCUCUCUAGUCCCGGCAUGGGCCACCUCAUCCCCGUCCUGGAGCUCGGGAAACACCUCGUGACCCACCACGAUUUCACCGUCACAGUCUUCGUCGUCAGCUGCCGCAUGUCGCAGGCAGAGUCCCAAGUUAUCCAGUCUUCCAUGAGCCCUAAGCUCUUCGACAUUGUCCAACUCCCACCGGUUGACAUCUCUCAUCUAGUUGAUGCCAACGCCACGGUUGUUACACAGAUCGCCGUUAUGAUGCGGGAAGCCCGUCCAGCCCUCCGUUCCGCGAUAUCUUCCAUGAAUCCCCGCCCGACAGCGCUGAUCGUCGACCUUUUUGGAACUGAGUCACUUCCCAUAGCUGAGGAACUUGGUCUGCUCAAAUAUGUUUUCGUCCCUUCGAAUGCAUGGUUCCUUGCUUUGACUGUACGUGUGCCAUUCCUAGACAGAGAGGUGGAAGGAGAGUAUGUUGACCAAACAGAGCCGCUGAGAAUCCCGGGUUGCAGGGCUGUCCGGCCUGAAGACGUGGUUGACCCAAUGCUGGACCGGACCAACCAGCAGUAUAUUGAAUACGUGCGGGUGGGGAAAGAGAUCCCUACGAGUGAUGGGGUUUUGUUGAAUACAUGGGAGGAGCUGCAGCCCCUAACACUUGCAGCGUUUAGAGAUGAGACUCUCUUUGGUCGGUUCAGUAAGACUCCAGUUUAUCCCAUCGGUCCAUUAACCAGACCGUUGUCCGGUUCGAGGAGCGAGUUGUUCGACUGGCUCGACAAGCAACCGAGCGAGUCGGUGAUUUUCGUGUCGUUUGGAAGCGGGGGGACGCUUUCAUACGAGCAAAUGACUGAGCUGGCUUGGGGAUUGGAGAUGAGCCAGCAUAGAUUUAUUUGGGUGGUGCGUCCUCCAACGAGAACAGCUGCAGAUAACGCUUUUUUCACGGCCGGGACCGUGUCGAGUGGCGACGACCCAUCAACCUACUUACCGGCCGGAUUCCUGACACGAACGAAGAACAAGGGGCUUUUGGUCCCCAUUUGGGCCCCGCAAGUGGAAGUCUUGAGCCACCCAUCUGUCGGUGGGUUCUUCUCGCACUGUGGUUGGAACUCGACGCUCGAGAGCGUCGCCAACGGAGUGCCGAUGAUCGUGUGGCCACUAUAUUCGGAGCAGAGGAUGAACGCCACGCUGCUGGCGGAGGAGCUCGGGGUAGCCGUGCGUCCGAAGGUGUUGCCGUCGAAGAAAGUGGUGGGAAGGGAAGAGAUAGAGGAGACGGUGAGACAGAUCAUGGAGGACAAAGAAGGGAAGAAUGCGAGAAGGGCGAGGGUGAAGGAGCUGAAGUACAGUGCAGAGAAAGCUCUGUGUAAGGGUGGUUCGUCCUAUACUGCACUUUCCCGGCUGGCACAGCAGAUUAAUGAGAUUAGCAUGCAACGACCGACCGAAACUGAGGGCUAUGUGAGUUUAGCAAUAAAGCCCAACUGAUCGUACUCCCACCACUUAAAUUUGUUGUGUUUCUUUCCCAUAUGCAAUGUUUUCCUUCUUUAUCAUAAACUGUAAUAAUUUCCGAAUCACAGUAAUCAUGAUAUGAGUCCUCUAGUUGAUUGAGUGGUUUAUCCA